Molecule: messenger RNA, 3509 nt
Organism: Antechinus flavipes (yellow-footed antechinus)
Lineage: Eukaryota; Metazoa; Chordata; Mammalia; Dasyuromorphia; Dasyuridae
Gene: PLPP2
Product: phospholipid phosphatase 2
Exons: 6
Coding region: 87-947 (286 amino acids)
Biological process (GO): phospholipid dephosphorylation; signal transduction; phospholipid metabolic process
Molecular function (GO): phosphatidate phosphatase activity
Source: RefSeq, a predicted model, not a curated record
UCCGCGUCCACCUCCCGAGGCAGCGGAGCCGGGCCGGAGCCGCGUUCCGAGGCAGCCGUCCGGGGCCGGGCUGGGACGGGCCAGGCAUGGAGAGGAACAGGGUGUUCGUGGUGCUCGACGUGGUGUGCCUUGUGGUCGCUUCUCUGCCCUUCAUCAUCCUGACCCUGGUGAACUCUCCCUACAAGAGGGGCUUCUACUGCAGCGAUGACACCAUCCGAUACCCCUACCGCCCCGACACCAUCACGCACGGCCUCCUGGCGGGCGUCACCAUCACCGUCAGCGUUAUCAUUGUCUCAUCUGGGGAGGCCUACCUGGUCUACACAGAGCGCCUCUACUCUCGCUCCGACUUCAACAACUACGUGGCUGCCCUCUACAAGGUCCUGGGCACCUUCCUCUUCGGGGCCAGUGUCAGCCAGUCCUUGACCGACCUGGCCAAGUACAUGAUUGGCCGCCUCCGCCCCAACUUCCUGGCGGUCUGUGACCCGGACUGGUCUCGGGUCAACUGCUCCCUCUACGUCCAGCCCGAGUCCGUGUGCCGAGGGAGCCCCGCCAACAUCACGGAGUCCAGGUUGUCCUUCUACUCGGGCCACUCCUCCUUCGGCAUGUACUGCAUGGUCUUCCUGGCGCUGUACGUGCAGGCGCGUCUCUCCUGGCGUUGGGCCCGCCUCCUGAGACCCACCAUCCAGUUCUUCCUGGUGGCCUUUGCCCUCUACGUGGGCUACACGCGAGUGUCCGACUACAAGCACCAUUGGAGCGACGUGCUGACCGGGCUCCUGCAGGGGGCGCUCGUCGCCGGACUCACGGUGCGCUACGUCUCGGACUUCUUUAAGGUUCGCCCCCCCCAGGCCAGUGCCGGGGAGGAGCUGGAACGGAAGCCCAGCCUGGCCCUGAGCCUGACCCUCGCUGAGAGCGACCGGAAUCAUUUCAGCUACUCGGGGGGCUCCUGAGCCGCCUCCCGCCCCUCCUCUCCUCCUGGACGCAGCCCGACCCCGGCCUUGCACCGGUGCUUCCCGGAUGAGUCCUCGUUGCUCCGUCCCCGGGCUCGGGCCUCGUUAGGGAAGAGCGGCUGGAGGGGGCCAGGGCCGGGGUCUCGCCUGCGGCUUCCCGUCUGGGACUCUAGGAGCGAAACAGCCGGAGACGAGGCAGGAAGCCGCGCAAGGAGAUGCUGCUAGAAACAUCCCCAUCCUUCGCCUGUUGGGGAGGGAAAGGGGUGGGGUCUGUCUUGUGUAACCUGCCCGGUGUAGAACAACUGGGGGAAAGGGGGCUGGUUCCCUUCCUCAGUCCGGGCUGGCCUCCGAGACUGGAAGAAGGAAGGAAGGGCCCCCCUCCACAUUGCAGCCCUUCUUUACUCGGAUUCAGCAGCUUCCCAAAAAUUGCCCGGAAAGGUCGCGUUGCUGCCUCCACAAAGCUGUAGGGAGAGGAACCUGUGGCCCUGGAGGCCCUCCAUCCACUUCUCCCCUGCCCUCCUGUGAUCCAGCAAGGAGGACCCCCGGGGGAGCAGCAGUCCCCUCUGAGCUAGAGCCCCCGGCCGCCCUGAAAUUCUCCCAGGUUCUAUAUAGAUGGGCGAGGCAGGGUGGCCCUAAGCUGCGCCACGGGGUGGAUGCAGAACAGGAAUUCCCAUUCUCCACAUCCUAGCCCAGGGCAUCCAUCUGCUCAGCGCAGGAGCCCCCUCCUCCUCGCCUUCUCUCCGGGACUUUCAAGCUUCUUUCUGCUGGGAAAGAUGGAUUUCCCUGAGUCUGAGCUCUGAGCUGGAAGAAUCUCUCUAAGCACAUCCAAGGGAUGGGGGAGGGGAGCCCUGUGAGCUCCUGGCCCCCUGCCCCAUCCUUGGGCCUCUUGAAUGGCCUUGGUGAGGUGGAGGGGGUGGGCGCUGGCGCUCAGGAGGUUCCCCCCUUUCCUGCCCAGGUCCACCUGCCCCUGGAUGAGGAUGAGUUCGGGGAGCUCUGAAAAACCCACAUUCUGGGAUCCCGGAGAUCCCAUCCUAGGGCCAGAACUUUCCCAUUUUUCAGCUCAUUUCCCAUCUAUCAACUCGGGCCUAGAGAUAAUAGUCAGCAAAGCCCCUGGAAAAAGAUUUGGAAGACCUAAGGUCUUCCAAAAGAAAUCAUUUUUCUAGACUGGCUUUCCAGUAGGAUUCGGUGAUCACCAUUUCAGCAAUGGAGCCGGGUGUAUCAAACAUUUCUGCUGUUUCUGCUAGGUUACUUUCCGCUCCUGAGAUCAGCACAGGGAGAGGAAGGGGAUGGGGAGGGACACAGCAGGAAGAAAAGCCAGUUAGAGUUCAAAUGUGGCCCUGGGUAAGACCUUUCACUUCUGUCUUCCUUAAAUGGAGAUCUUAACAGCAUCUGUCUUCCAGGGCUGUGAGAGGAUAAGGUAACGUUUGUAGAACGCUUUGCAAACCUGGAGGUACAGACUAUGAUUGUGGAUGGAGGGUCUAGAUCCAAAGGUCCCUCAGCCAGCCUGAGAGUUUCCCCCUCUGACUGUCCCUGAGGCUGUGGUACUAUGGCCGGAGAACCCCUGCUAAGUGGCCCAGUUGCUUCUGGUUGAUAACAAUUCUCUUAUCACACAGUAACCUUCAUCACAUCCUAGAAAAAUGGCUUUGAUGGUGCUGGCCAGGGGAGGUAGGGUUGGUUUGCUGUGUGCUUCCGGGGAGAACCAAGGACACUUGGGCAGCAGAGGGAAGCAGUGCCAGGGUAUAACUGGCAGCCCAAGCCAACCUGACUUGGAAUCCAAGUACUGGUACCCCGGCUUUCCCCUUCCCAGCUCCAGGCUCCUAAAAAUGCCCCUGAAGCUGCAGGGAUUGGGGCUGGAAAGAUCAGAGGUGCUUUUCUGAUCCACGAGCAGGGGAAUGACUCAUUUGACCUCCCUAGGGUCAAAGUUGAGUGUGUCUAUGAAUCAGCCAAUCUGACCUUCUCAAUGUGACCCAUAUGACCCACCAGCCCUUCCUCUCUACAUCCUCAGAACUGACAAGAAGGGAUUGUUUAGCCACUACCUGUAAUAUUUGAACAACAGCAAGAAAUGUAAAAAUGGGAGGGUAGAGCCGCCAUAGUGUAUUCCCAGGGAAAUUCUACAGUGGACGUUAAAUAGAUAGAGCUUUGGCAAAUAUAGCUCUUGUCCAAAUAACUGAAGCUGCCCCACCAUGGCUGUGUGUUGGAAGCAGUUCUUGAAUCCAAGAUCUUACUGGCUGAUUGAGGUCACUUUUCUCUUCCCCUUCCUGCUUGAGUGAUUUUAUUUUAUUUUUUACACGUAUGAAACAGGCCAACUUGUGGCUAACCACUGAUGGUGAUUAGUUUGCCGGACCUGAGGUCAAGAAGAUCUGAAUUCAAAUCCAGCCCUUGAUACUUGCUAUAUGGCACUGAAGCAAAUUUGCUAACCUCUGUCUUCCUCGGUUUCCUUAUCUGUAAAAUAGGGAUAAUAAUCGCACCUACCUCUUCCCAGGGUGGUUGUGAGAACAGAAUGAAAUAAUUAUUGUAAAGUGCUUAGAGUUCUAUAAAUCAGCAGGUUUGUUGAUGCUUUUA